AUGGCACGACUGGGACAUCCAGCUGGCGAGAAGGGAAUCGCCGAGGGAUGUCGAUCUUUUGGGAGUCUACAAAUCAUCGCGACUAAUUCCUCUUUGUCUCCGGAACAAGUUGUUGCCGAUGCACCAGAAACACAGGUAUUCGGGUGGCAGCUCUAUGUCCAGCUAAACCGGAAAUCAAGUGAAGAGAUGCUAGCACGCAUCAAUCGUUUGGGUCGAAUCAAGUUUAUUGUCUUGACACUCGACGCACCAGUCUCCGGCAAAAGGGAAGACGACGAACGACUCAAUAUUCAGUUUCAUUCCACUGGAAGCGUAAGCACUCAGCUGUUUGCCGGGACCGAUCCAUUCCUCACAUGGACGGAGACGCUGGAAUGGCUAUCGGAACAUACUACAAUGCCAAUUGUUCUAAAGGGAGUUCAAACGCAUGAGGAUGCUCUCAUGGCGGCGCAACAUGCACCGUUCGUCAAGGCUAUCGUUUUAUCGAAUCAUGGAGGACGAUCGCUCGAUACAGCACCCCCUGCUGUUCACACUCUUCUCGAAAUCAGAAAGUACUGCCCACGUGUAUUCGACAAACUGGAGGUCUGGGUAGAUGGUGGAAUACGCCGAGGUACAGACGCCGUGAAGGCAAUGUGUCUAGGUGCUAAAGGUGUUGGUAUUGGUCGACCGGCGCUUUGGGGACUCGCGGCUGGUGGCGUUGAGGGAGUUGAACGGACUUUACAGAGUCUGUAA
Messenger RNA from Penicillium antarcticum, 726 nucleotides. RefSeq lists its product as uncharacterized. The transcript has a single exon. The record is from RefSeq and is a predicted model, not a curated record. Lineage: Eukaryota; Fungi; Ascomycota; Eurotiomycetes; Eurotiales; Aspergillaceae. Gene Ontology annotation, molecular function: oxidoreductase activity. The coding region runs from base 1 to 726 and encodes 241 amino acids.